This is a messenger RNA of Ostrinia nubilalis (European corn borer), 4485 nucleotides long. It is a transcript of the gene Pka-C3, whose product is annotated as cAMP-dependent protein kinase catalytic subunit 3. Lineage: Eukaryota; Metazoa; Arthropoda; Insecta; Lepidoptera; Crambidae. The record is from RefSeq and is a predicted model, not a curated record. Gene Ontology annotation, cellular component: cytosol; cAMP-dependent protein kinase complex. Bases 280 to 1368 code for a protein of 362 amino acids. Gene Ontology annotation, biological process: signal transduction; peptidyl-serine phosphorylation. The transcript is spliced from 7 exons. Gene Ontology annotation, molecular function: ATP binding; cAMP-dependent protein kinase activity.
GAGCCGAUUUGGCAGUGGUGUUCUUGCGGCAGCGAGGAGAGAACGCGUCGUCGCUCGGCGAGUAUCGCACGCGCGCUCGUUCACGAUAAAUAUUUAGAGCCAAGAAAGCAAACCGGUUUAAAAUAAAAGUAACUAUUCGUUGAUAAAUAAAUAAAUAACCCGGACGGACAUUGAUUUUCUCUAAAAUGUACUUGGGAAAACACAGAAAAUGCGCCUGAAAGUUAUUUGAAAAACGGAAUCGCGAGUUUUUUUGUUGAUGAAAUAUUAGUGGACUUAAAAAUGAUGAUGGCCAGUGCGAAAAUUAUGAGGGAGUGCAGCUCGGAACUGAGUUCGGACGUGCGCUCGCUGUCCGUGGCGUCCUCCACGGAAGAGCAGGAGUCCACCACCACGGAGUCGGAGUACACGGAGGAGGAGAAAGAAUACGAGCUGGACGAUCUGCAAAUACUCAAAACUAUUGGCACUGGCACAUUCGGCAGAGUUUGCCUGUGCCGUGACAAGGCGGCGGACGAGUACCUGGCGAUGAAAAUCCUCUCCAUGGCAGACGUCAUCCGUUUGAAGCAAGUCGACCACGUCAUGAACGAGAAGAGCAUCCUGGCCGAAAUCAAUCACCCAUUCAUAGUUAAUUUACGAUGGUGGACACACGACGACUCAUGCAUCUACAUGCUGUUCGACUACGUGUGCGGUGGAGAGCUGUUCUCCUACCUCAGGAACGCGGGCCGGUUCAGCAACAGUAUUGGUAAUUUCUACGCGGCAGAAAUAGUAUCGGCGCUAGAGUACCUCCACGCCCGGAAUAUUGUGUACCGAGACCUGAAGCCGGAAAACCUGCUCCUAGCCAAGGACGGGCACCUGAAGAUCACGGACUUCGGCUUCGCCAAGAAGCUCACGGACAGAACCUGGACGUUAUGCGGGACGCCCGAGUACCUGGCGCCAGAAAUCAUCCAGAGCAAAGGACACAACAAGGCGGUGGACUGGUGGGCUCUAGGAGUGCUCAUCUACGAAAUGUUGGUCGGGUAUCCGCCAUUCUACGACGACAACCCUUUUGGUAUAUACGAGAAGAUCCUCAACGGCAGAGUGGAAUGGCCGCGUCACUUGGAUCCCGUUGCUAAGGACAUCAUCAAGAAACUUUUGGUUCAAGACAGGACGAAACGAUUAGGAAAUAUGAAGUGCGGAUCCGAGGACGUGAAACGGCACAGAUGGUUCAAACAUAUAGACUGGGCGGAUGUCUUCAUGAAAAAAUUACAGCCGCCGAUCAUUCCAUCCGUAUCGUAUGAGGGCGAUACGUCGAAUUUCGACGAGUACCCCGAGACCGACUGGAAGGCGGUGCGCUCGCUGGACCCUGACGAACUCAAGUUGUUCGCCAACUUCUGAUGCGGAGCGGCGCGAGCGCACCACUAGACAAGCUCCUAAAGGGCCUGAUUCUGGCAGCCAACCAAUAAAAAUAAAAUAACCACGUCCUUUUUCUCCUUACCAACAACAAUAAGAAAGACAAAACAACCAAAGAAUCGACGACAAAGAAGAAAAGUAACAGUGUGCAGCUGUAAGAACUGUAUUUUUUUUACUGUCUAGAAUCUAGAUGAAGAUUUUCGUGCCUCAAAUUUUGCUUUUAUCUGUCUUUUGUCGUUAAUUAAGGAGAGAAAAGAGUUGUUAUUGUUAAGUGGAUGAAAUGUCAAGAGAAAAGCCUUACUGUUGCCAUCAGCGCAGCUAGAAAAUAACUUAGAUUAAAUGGAAAUAGCAUAAAAUGCAAACAAUGUUAAUAACGCGUUCGUCAACUUCGUUCCACUUGCCUUUUUGACAGGCAACCUAGUCCUGUUGACGAAUACGGCUUUGUGGGCAUCGUUGUUGGCGCUUACCUAUAAAAUUGCCGUUUUCUGUGAGGUUUUACAUAUACGUACUUCUGUAUUAAAAAAAAUUAUAACUUUAGGAGUAUUUAUUUAUCGAUCCUCAUCAUGUAUGACCGAUUAGGACGAAUGAGAUAAAAGUUAUCAUUUUGAAAUAAACUUAUUACGUAUGUCUGUCAUCUACAUAAACCAAAGAAUGAAUUCUAUUAAAUUCCUACAUAAAUCACAAAUUUCAUAGGUAAGCGUCUAAAUGUAAAGCAAUCUGAAUAGUGCGAGUUCAGAGUACGUAACAAUAUCAUUGCGAAACGAAUUUUUCGAAAUGUUAAUUCGGGCAUUUACCAGAAAUGUUUAUUUAUGAAGACAGCCUACCAUUUAUUUACCCACGGCCAUACCACUCAUACUAAAAAAAAAGAUACUUAUAUUUAAAAUAUAAUGUUUAUAAAAUACGUUGCGAAAUAGGUACAAGGGUUGGAAUGUAUAUCAAGUAAUAUUUAAAAAAAUAUUUUAUUGAAAUGCUUUAUGACAGCUAAGUAGAUGUGAACUUGUAUGCAAAAAUUCACUUCAGAUUUGUGACUGCGGAAACCGAUAGUUUUGUUGAUUUAACAAACAAAUAAAUGAUGAUGAUCUUCUAAAUCUAUCAUCAUGAUAAUAAAUAGGCACAUAGAUCAAAUAAUGAUAAAACGAUGAUGUAAUAAUUUGUUAUAUUUAUAAAUGUUUCGAUGAAGUAAUCCUUUUAGUUCAUGAUGGCUAAUUACUGUGCCCUUUUUCGUUAACCCUUUAUAUGGCUCUGUCGAAUACAUUUCCACCAUUUGAAUCUUAAUUACUUUAUCAUACGGUUGAAAAGAAGUAAUUAUUUUUUUAGACAAGCGUAAAACGGCCUUCCUAAGUCUAAGUACAGAAGCUGGAAUCACAUACAAAGUAUAAUGGGUCAAAAACCUGUCAAGAUAGUAUAGUCACAUUCCAUACAAAUUGUACGAAAUUUACAACAAAGAAUCUAAGAAAGAAUCUACUGCACAUCGAUGUUUUGGCAAUUUAAAUACGAAGUAAGACCAUUUUUAUAUGGAAAUUGUAAGAAAUAAGAUUUUUAUGUACAUCAGAAGCUUCUAAAGUUACGACUAUACGUCAGUUCGAAUACAAGGAGAGUAUUUUAAUACUUUCAAAUACCAUGGUUCAUGUUUGACCUCUUAUUCUGUAAUUUAUGCCAACUCCAACGAAUAAAAUGACUCUUUAAUAAAAAAACUGUACUUUGUAAAAAUUCAGAUGCAAUGAAAGGUAAUACUUAUAUGAACUUACUUAAUUUUAUAACAAUAUGCUAUAAAACUCGAACUUAAAAACGCGCUAUAUUCCAUGCUUCUUAGUGCAAAUGUUAUACAUAAGUAAUAAAUAAACUUAAGUAUUUUAGACAAUUAAGGUUUGUCAUCCGAUUUUGUGAUUUAAUUAAUUUAUAAUACUGUUAAUGUAAUUUUAAGUCACAUAGUCAUGUAAGAGUUUGGAGGAUUUAACUUUUCUUAAUUAUUUUUAAAUAGGCAAUCAACUAUUCUUGCUUUCUUUUUAUUCCGUAAUUAUGGUCAUUUUAUUUAUUUAUUUCUACCAAUACUAUCUAUAUGUAUAACUGUUAUACAUACAAUGUAUAACGAUUGUUUGUUGUUAUGUUUAAUGAAAUUAUGUAUAUUCAAAAUUACAACAUGAAUUAAAUUUAUGAUUUUAAAUGCUUUUAGUGUGUAUGGUAAAAAAUUAAAACAAAACUGCUUAAUAUUGUCUGCCAUGCUGCGCUUCCCUCAAAGGCGGUUUUUAACAAAGGCAUCAGUUAAAUAUAAAAUGGUAGACGACUUUAUAUUAGACAUAUAAAUAAAUCAUGGAAGCUUUAAACCUUGAAGGACAGUUAGUUAUGACGUCGUCAUUUACCAAGAAUAAAGCUCUGCGUAAGCUGCGAGGCAGAUGUAGCAGCACAAAGCCAAGAAGUAAUAUCUAGCAAUAUUAGUAAUUCUGUGGUAAUACUCGUAUGAAGAAAAUACGGAUAUUUAUUCUGUUUGAACCACGCAUCAAAAACGGCAUUGCCUUCCUCAAUUAUGCCUCCACUGCGAUGCUGCAUGCAGACAUACGGUUAGCCUCAUUGUUCUGUUUAAGGUACAAGUCCAAGAUGGACUGUAGACUUCAAGCAAACUGAAAGCCACCACUGUUUCAUUGACUUUUUCACUGCGGUCAACCGCAGUCUCUUGCCGCAGUGUCGCCUGCGGUUUCAGUCUGUAGCAUCAUCUUGGACUUAUACCUUUACUCAGACCGCUAAACAGCUACUACUUAGGUUGGUUUAAGUUCUGCAUUUUCUAAUUGGUAGACUUUUAUUAUGACUGCACCUUUUUAAAUCAAUGUGUUAACAAUAAUUUGACUUGUGUGUUUGUAGGUAGUUUAAUCAGCCAUAUUUAUAAUUUCUGUGAUCUUAUUAGUCGGCAAGGAAUAAGUAUUUAAAAAUAUUAAUAGGUAUUUCAAAAUUUGUGUUAGGUCGGAAAAAAUAUUUUAUUGUCAACCUCGUACUAUUAUUUAACUAUUAUGCUGAUUGCUGUACCAAUUUAAAAUAAAUAACAGGGUUGUAAAUGUAAAAAUUAGUGAGGAGGUGUAAAUACACGAGAAUAAAUGUUUUAUUUAAAUA